ACGACAUACACUAUCACAAGGAGUAUAUAACUCACAACCAUACAGUAACGUUGUUUCAUCCAAGGUGGAUUUAUUAAGGGUGACAGCAAUCACCCACCUGAAUUUUUCGUCGUAGAUAUGGUUCACGUCAAGAGGAUAUGCUUUGUUUGCAUUGGACAAUUUAUUGUGGCUCUUUCAUUACUAGACCGUGGUGAAUCAUAUAAAGCACUGGUUCGACACGCUGCUUAUCGAAAAGACGUACAAAAGUCCACAAGGAUUGGCAAUAAUAUUAUCUGGUUGUGGUUUAUAUGCUGCUGCAUAGAAGCUGCUUACUGGCUUCGCAUUAUUUCCUCUUCUCAUAUGGGUACGCCGCAUUACCAAGGAAAGCGCCAAUGAAGCAUGAGCGUGGUCACAAGAAAAUGAAAUGGCUAAUUUGCCUCAUCGCAAUAAAGCAACCAAUAUCGCCCGGUCACUGUUACAAAAACUCAUUUAUGAUUAUGAGUUACAAAAUUCUACUAGCGUACGUAAAUUCAUUGCAGACAUGCUGCUAAGUCUCAACGCUUUUAUACCGCAAUGGCUAUAUAAUGAUCACAAGUUGGUGAAUUGUCCAGAGCUAUUGUAUUUGCUCGUCAAACAUAAUCCAUUAAUUGAAGCUGCCGAAUUACCACAUGCACUGUUGGAAGCUAGAAGCGAAUAUUUCAGUUUUAACCAUACAAUUGCGAUUAUAAACCAAGAAAUUUUGUCUGCCAAGAAAUACAUUAGAUUUUUUGUUGCAUGGAUUGAAAUUGAAUGCUAAUUUAGAUAUCGAGUAUAAGCAUUUGUUUUUUAUAUCAUAGGAACUCACAGAUUUAGAGGACGUCAUACAAACCUAUA
Molecule: messenger RNA, 852 nt
Organism: Anastrepha obliqua
Lineage: Eukaryota; Metazoa; Arthropoda; Insecta; Diptera; Tephritidae
Product: nuclear pore complex protein Nup160 homolog
Exons: 5
Coding region: 404-775 (123 amino acids)
Source: RefSeq, a predicted model, not a curated record